AUGGAGACACAGACAGAUGCGAACUCGCCGCACUGGGUCUGCCUUCUCAUCGCCAUUUGGCAGUAUGACAAAACGGGCGGAUAUUCCAGUUUGGACCACGUUGAGGAAGAAGUGAGGGAAGUACAUCGAGCUGUGAUUGAAUCAGGGCUUUGCCGCGAAUUUGAUGUUUGCAGGGUAACUGGGCGCGCUACCUUUGAGGAGAUCAAGGCGGAAGUAAAGAGUGCCGUGCAGAAGCUGGGUCGGGGCUCUACCUGGAUAGUCCCAUCGUGCGGCCUGAAAUGGAACAACUGUGUUCUGCUGGAGUGUGAAGUUAAGGCAGAGGUGUGCAGACAGCAGAAGAACGGGUUUUGCCUCGAUGUCUGCUUCUUUUUCUCCAGCUGCCGAACAUGGUGGGAGAAUAGCCCGCUGAAGGGCACCCCUGCACAUGCAGAUUUACCUGUGUGGAGCGACGACAACACGGUUCACACGUUCUACCCUUGUCCCGAACGUCAUCCCAUCAUGGACUAUCCCUUUCUUGGUGUCGCUUUAGCGAAUUUCCUGCGUGCUCGGCCGGAAACCUUCGAAACACUUGUGUCUAAAUUGAAAGAGGAGAUCAAGUACAUCUCCUUGGGCGAAUUGGACCCGAAGCCUAGCGAUCCUCCGACGCGCAUCAUUCAUUUGUACGUUGGUGGUUCGCAAAGGUCCUUGAUGACGGAUGCACUCAUGACUGGCUCAGUGCUUGGCUGCUUCCGCAACGCUGUUUUGUUGCGGCCGCACCUUGUGGAUAUAAUCAGUGCUGAGAUGUCAAACUAUGCAGCUACUCGGGAACAGUUGAAGGCAGUGGCAUCGCUCGUGAAGACAGGGGAGCUCGAGCUACCCGACUGUGAGUGGUGGCUGUGUGACAUAGACUUGCAGUUGCAGGUUCUAGCGAGUGACCAACUGCUUGACAUCAAAAAUGUCUUGACCGAGUAUGUUAAGAGAAACCGUGCUUCAGGACAGAGACGUGUUGCAGAGACAGAAGUCAAAAGCUGGGGCAAGAUUCGGAAAGAAUCCCUGCGUAGAUUUGUUAGCGGACUGCGAGUGCGCGUGAAAGCAACCCGGCCGGGAUCCGACAGAGUCAAGCUUGGCGCUGGUGUGCGGAGGCUUUUGACCAUCUUGGCCAGCUCCAGCCGUGAGAUUUCACCGCCUCCCAGUGCCCGAGGAAGUCGCAACGAGGAAGCUAUGCGAGUGCUCGGCGUGGAAGCUCAGAACAUGACUCAUCAAGACCAGAUAAACUUCAUCGAGGCGUGGUACUCUGUGUGCGAGGAAACGGGGAUCGACGGCAUCGAUCCCAACUAUAUCCUUGACGGCAGCCUUUACAUCUUCAGCGUGACCGGUGCAAUACCUGACGGCCUGAAACAGCACUUCUGCCAGAGGCUGCAGGAAAGACUGCGAGAACCUCAUCACCUCAAGGACUGGUCCUUUGCAAAGGCAUUUGCGCGGGCACCUGCCUUCCAACUGUCUGCUGACGUACCGGCCCGCUUGACCAACCUCGUCCGCCUUGCCGAACAAUUUCGAGGCGAGUUGGAUCCUGCUCCUGCAUCUUGCUUUCUACACGUUCUCGGAUUCAAGCAAUUGGUGGAGAUGUGGCUGGAUCAGGGCCACUGGGAGGAGACUGGCCAAUCUGGUGACUGGCGGAUCCGUCUCAUCUACAGCGGAAUGGAGCUUGCUGAUCGCGAGUGGUUGAGGGGCGCCUCCAAUUUGCAAAUUGUCGCGGAGCCCACGUGGCGAUUCUGGGCCCAACACCCGAAGUUUGAGGCGCUGGGUGCAGAGAUGACAGGACUAAUACGUGAUCUUUCGACGAAAGUACUCGAUGGACGUGGCUGGGCCGACGAUGAAGCCUUCAUGGACUUGGAGGGCUUUCACGCAAACUGGUCUGCGGUUGGGCCUCUACCCCAGCAUCAAGCACCUCGCGGCUAUAUCAAAGAGCCGGUCUUGGCAACGAUACUCUUGGCGUCAAAAUUUGCUCUGGUGUCCUGUGCUACAACCGGCAGCCUCGGGGCGGCUCUUGCGAAUCCGAUCGAUCUGGUCCGCGUCCGCCUCCAGGGUGAAGCUGGACUGCUGAGAAAUGGAGUUUAUGCCACGGGACUUCAUGCAGGGCAUGGCCCCCGGCAUGCUCAUACACUGCGCGCAUUCGUAGACAUUUUCCAGCUAGAAGGUCUCGGCGGUCUCUGGCGCGGCGUCUCAGCCAACGUGGCUCGCGCCUCGCUGCUGUCGAGUGCGCAGCUGACGACCUAUGACCAGUGCAAGCAGGUGGCCGUUCGCGCGGGCUGGCUGGAUGGUCCAAGACUGCACCUGUGCAGCUCCUGCCUUUCAGGCUUCGUCGCCCAGAUUGCCUGCAUGCCCGCGGAUGUCGUGAAAACCCGUGUACAGUGUGGGGCAGGAUUGUUCCAAAGUCCGCUGCAAUGUGCCGCCUACAUACUCCGUGAGGAGGGUCCCCGAGGUUUCUACCGCGGCUUCGCGCCGGCGGCGGCGCGCCAAGUCCCUGUCAUGGCUGUGCAGAUGCCCAUCGUCGAGCAGAUUCGCAAGAGACUCUUCGGCCUCGGCUACAUGUAG
Symbiodinium sp. CCMP2456 is the source of this 2574-nucleotide messenger RNA. The record is from the annotation of a GenBank genome assembly. NCBI's taxonomy places the organism in Eukaryota, Dinophyceae, Suessiales, Symbiodiniaceae.